Centropristis striata (black sea bass) is the source of this 2272-nucleotide messenger RNA. Its product is annotated as polypyrimidine tract-binding protein 2-like. NCBI's taxonomy places the organism in Eukaryota, Metazoa, Chordata, Actinopteri, Perciformes, Serranidae. The record is from RefSeq and is a predicted model, not a curated record. Gene Ontology annotation, biological process: mRNA processing; regulation of RNA splicing. Gene Ontology annotation, molecular function: mRNA binding. The transcript has 17 exons. Bases 82 to 1653 code for a protein of 523 amino acids. Gene Ontology annotation, cellular component: nucleus.
AGAAGAAGAACGCCCAUUUUGCUCACACUGUCCGGCAUCGAAUCGUGCUGAAAUAUCAACAGAAGAGGACAAAGAGCUGCAAUGGACGGUGAUGUUGCGGUUGGUGUGAAGAGAGGCUCAGAUGAGCUCAACAUGUACAGUAGCAGCCCCAACUCCAUGACCGCAAACGGCAGUGACAGUAAGAAACAGCGUCUGGAUGAAUCCCCUCCCUCCAGAGUUCUCCACAUCAGGAAACUUCCUAACGAAGUGUCAGAGACUGAAGUCAUUGCCUUGGGGCUGCCCUUUGGAAAGGUCACCAAUAUACUGAUGCUGAAGGGGAAAAAUCAGGCCUUUCUUGAGUUGGGAACAGAGGAAGCAGCCAUCACAAUGGUGAACUACUACACAGCUGUCACGCCCCAGGUCAGAAACACUCCUGUUUUCAUCCAGUACUCUAACCAUAAGGAACUGAAGACAGACUCAGCUCUGAACCAGAGGGCCCAGGCAGUGUUACAGGCAGUGUCAGCGGUCCAGGAUGGGAGCUCUCCGUCCUCUGACCCUGGAGUCCUGGACCUGGCUCCUCCCCCCAGCCCCGUGCUGAGAAUCAUCAUUGACAACAUGUUUUAUCCCGUCACACUGGACGUGCUACAACAGAUCUUCAGUAAGUUUGGGACGGUGAUGAAGAUUAUCACCUUCACCAAGAACAACCAGUUCCAGGCUCUUCUUCAGUUCAGCGACCCCGUCAACGCACAACAAGCUAAACUGUCCUUGGAUGGGCAGAACAUCUAUAACUCCUGCUGCACUCUGCGGAUAGACUUCAGUAAACUGGUCAACCUCAACGUCAAAUACAACAACGAUAAGAGUCGAGAUUACACCAGACCGGACCUUCCUACUGGAGACGGAGAGUCCGCCAACAAGGAUCAUUCUUUACUGGGUACCCCAUCCGGAGCUCUAGCUUCCUACUCUAGUGGAGGAGGUUACUCAUCUUCUCUCUCCCUCUCGCAGGGUGGAGGAGCCAUCAGUCCUCUGAGUGCUGCAGCAGCGGCGGCAGCAGCUGCUGGUCGAGUCGCUCUGUCCGGGUCCGGAGUGUCAGGAGUCCUGCUGGCGUCCAAUCUAAACGAAGAGAUGGUCACGCCUCAAAGUCUCUUUACCCUCUUCGGAGUGUAUGGUGAUGUCCAGAGGGUGAAGAUCCUGUACAACAAGAAGGACAGUGCUCUGAUCCAGCUGUCUGACGGCAACCAGGCUCAGCUGGCUAUGAGCCACUUGAACGGUCAGAAGGUGUUUGGUAAAGUGAUGAGAGUGACUCUGUCUAAACAUCAAACUGUGGCUCUGCCCCGAGAAGGACUGGACGACCAGCUGCUGACUAAAGACUUUUCUGGCUCACCACUUCACCGCUUUAAGAAGCCAGGAUCCAAAAAUUUCCAGAACAUCUUUCCUCCGUCUGCAACGCUUCACCUCUCCAACGUCCGGGAAGGAGUUGGAGAGGAUGAUCUACGUCUCCUGUUCUCCAACAGUGGAGGAACCGUUAAGGCCUUCAAGUUCUUCCAGGACCGUAAGAUGGCCCUGAUCCAGAUGACUUCAGUGGAGGAGGCCAUCCAGACUCUGAUGGACCUCCACAACUACGACAUGGGAGGGAACCACCACCUGAAAGUUUCCUUCUCCAAGUCGACCAUCUAACCCUCCCACCUGACUCCUAAACCUGAAGAUACACAUGACGAGCGAGAGAGUCACUACCAUACGUCUUCUUCUUUUCUUUUUUCUUUUUUUUACAUCUUCUGUUAACCUCUUCUGCGCUGUCCCCAAAGCUUUAAUUAAGUCGUGAUGUCAUCACUGAAAUCUCCUCCAGUGUCUACAGCUUCAAAGUGAAACAUUGGAGAUAGUUUUCAGUUAAAAUAUUGAGAAAAUCCAAAUAGUAAAAACAAAAACUAAUUUUCGUAGCCAGUAGAAGCAUGCAUACAUCAUGUGUCCGGGCAUAAAGGCAGUUUUUCAAAGUUUACAAAUUCCAAAUAUAGAGCAUCCUAAUAAUCUAAACACCAGCGGAAAAUACUGUUUUUUGUUUAUCUCCUGUGGUUUAAUUUCUUUCUUUUCUCCUUGCUGUAGUGAUUUAAACGUGACUUUACCAACCACAGCCGUCAGGAGCUCCUUUCACACAGUUGUUCUGCCAGUAAGCCGCCAGUGGAAAGUAUUAAAAUAAACAAAUCGACAUGUAAAGUACAGUAAAAGUACUACUACCACACUGUGAAAUUACUCCACUACAAGUAAAACUCCUGCAUAUAAAACUAACUGAAGUACAAAA